Molecule: messenger RNA, 2619 nt
Organism: Panonychus citri (citrus red mite)
Lineage: Eukaryota; Metazoa; Arthropoda; Arachnida; Trombidiformes; Tetranychidae
Product: monocarboxylate transporter 12-like
Exons: 7
Coding region: 412-2433 (673 amino acids)
Biological process (GO): transmembrane transport; monocarboxylic acid transport
Molecular function (GO): monocarboxylic acid transmembrane transporter activity
Source: RefSeq, a predicted model, not a curated record
GGUAAACUCUUUGGAAGCAACAACAACAUUGUUACUCUUGUUUUCUAUUAAUUAACUGACCAUAAUUAACUUUUAAUCGAUUUUUCUAAUUUAAGUGAGUAAUUUAAUAAAGUGUUAAUUAUGAUUCUACAAAAGUUAAACAGUGAAAUGUGAUUAAUUUGAAUAUUCCAACGAUUUAAAUAAUAGUAAUUUCCAGUCAAUUUUGAUUAUAUGUUUUCCUUUUCAAAUCUCAACAGUUGAUUUCAUUUUUCUAAAGUGGAUCAACAUUGGAACCUGAACAUCGCAUGGUAAUUAAAUCACUUGUUGAUUAGCAGCAAAUUCAUUGGGCAAUAACGAGGAGAAAAGAAAAGACCAUAAAAGCAUCAGAGAAGCAAUUUAAUUAAUCACAUAUUCUAAACUUAAAUCAACCGGAUGGAAAAUCUUAAUCCAAAGGAGAGAUCAUCUUCUCUAAUUGAUAAACAACAAUUACUCUCAACCACAAUGGACACUAAAUCAACACCUCAACCAACAACAACAACAACGUCUACAUCGUCAACGACAUCGAUCAUGAAAGAGAUUGACUUUAAGGUGAACAAUUUACCAGGAAAUGAUGUUGAUGAUUCGGUUAAUUCAAUUGAUUCAGUGGACAAUAGUAGUGCUACAAAUGAAACCUCAGUUGAUUUUAAUGAGACCAAUGGUCAGCGUGAUUCCCUUUGGGGUUGGGUCAUUGUUUUUGCUUCUUUCAUGUGUAAUGUUAUCGUUGAUGGAAUCAUUUUCUGCUUCGGUGUUAUCAUGCUUGAGAUUUCAAAAGAUUUCAAGCAACCCAAAGGAACCACCGCUUGGAUUGGAUCACUUCAGGCUGGAUUUUACCUUUUCGUUGGUCCAUUGGUUUCUACUUUAGCUAAUCAUUAUGGCUGUCGGAUUGUCACAAUAAUCGGCAGUUUAAUUGCCUCUCUUGGUUUUAUCAUCUCUUACUUUGCAACCAGUGUCACUUGGCUUUGUCUCUCCUAUGGUGCCCUUGCAGGAAUUGGUUUAGGAUUUAUUUAUCUUCCAGCAAUUGUAAUGGUUGGACAUUAUUUUGAGCGUCGUCGUGCCUUUGCAACCGGAAUCGCGGUUUGUGGUUCGGGUGUUGGUGCUUUUCUUAUGGCACCAAUAAUUCAAUAUCUAAAUGAAACAUAUCAUUGGCGAGGUUGUGUACUAAUAUUGGCCGGGAUUGUACUUAACUGCGCUGUUUUUGGAUUCCUUUUUCGUCCCUUGCCCAGUGAAGAUGAAUCAUCAACCUCAUCGUCAACGGGUGAUCGUGGAUCGGACGGUUCGAGUAAACCACUUCUUGGACAGUCAAAGGAUAGCUGGUUAGCCGAAAGUGAUGAAGAAAGUGUCGGUCUAAUGGAUAGUGUUCAUAAGUCGAGUAACUAUGAGUCAAAUGAGAAUUCACGUCGAUAUAAAAAAGAUCGUCGAUAUACAAUUAGUGGUGAUUGUCGACCUUCAACCAAUAAACAGAGUGAAAAAACCACUUCAAAUUCAGUUAAUCAUUAUCGUUACAUUCGAUCUGCAACUCAUUCCAAUUCAUCGCACCAUCGUCACAAUUAUCAACAUCUUCCCUCUUCAUCGUCAUCUCAUUCCUCGCGUCGACCACGAGCUCAUUCAUUUGGAAUUAACUAUGUUUUCCAAAAUGAAAUUCUCUAUUCAACCCUUAGCCUUCAAGAAUUUAAAGCCAACACCAAACGUCCACUGGCCUCAACCUUUAUUCACGAUGUAUCCUCACCCUCUUCGUCCUCUCAACAUCGUCGAAAAUCAGUUAUCGAAGAGGCCACUUCGUGUGUUCAACUAUUGGAUUUGUCGCUUCUUCUCAGUCCAUCAUUUAUACUUCUCGGUGUCAGUGGCUUCUUAACAUUGUUCGGAUUCUUUAUCCCCUUCAUGUACAUCGUUGAUCGUGCCAUGCAUAUCGGCAAUAGUCCUGAAAAAAGUGCUCUACUUUUAUCAAUCAUCGGGAUUACCAAUACCGUUGGUCGGGUUUUCUGUGGUUGGAUCUCCGAUUCACCCAAAGUGAGGCCACUAAUUAUUAACAACGUUGCCCUGGUCAUCGGUGGACUGGUCACUACUCUGUCCCCCUUAAUUUGUACUACAUUUGCUAGUCUAGUUGUUUACUGUUCACUAUUUGGUUUCUCAAUAGCUUGCUUUGUGGCCUUACGAUCGGUAAUAACUGUUGAGCUUCUUGGCCUGGAAAGACUGACCAGCGCAUUUGGAUUAUUAUUACUUCCUCAGGGAAUUGCAACAAUUAUCGGUGGUCCGAUCGCCGGUUGGUUCUUCGAUGUGACCAAUUCGUAUGAUGCUUCCUUUUAUCUCGCUGGUUCGGUUAUCAUGAUCUCCGGAAUUAUGUGUUUUCCACUUGGAAUUAUCUCAAAAUGGGAAAAAUCUCGAUCACAAACACCAACUAUAAUUAAUCAAUGCUAAUCAUCAUUCACAAUAAUCUUAUUUUAAUCAUUUUCUUUUAUAAUUCAACUAAAUCAACUUUCUUUAAAAGCCUUCAUUCAUCUGUCAAUUCAAAGCUAAUCAUAUAGUUUUUUUUUGUUAAUCAUCAUGUAAUUUUAAUGAAUUUAUUGUUAUUAUUUCCAAUAUUAUGAUUAAAUCAUAUAUAUA